Molecule: messenger RNA, 2071 nt
Organism: Drosophila grimshawi
Lineage: Eukaryota; Metazoa; Arthropoda; Insecta; Diptera; Drosophilidae
Product: tRNA (cytosine(72)-C(5))-methyltransferase NSUN6
Exons: 2
Coding region: 529-1980 (483 amino acids)
Biological process (GO): RNA methylation
Molecular function (GO): RNA binding; methyltransferase activity
Source: RefSeq, a predicted model, not a curated record
UUUCAUACAACGCUCAUUUAGAUGACAUAUUAUUUGCGAAACGGUAAUUAAGCAGCUUUAUCGCGGACGAUAGCUUGAUUUUCAUGCAUCCGAUAGCAAUACUACUCCCAUCGUCAGUUCCUCACGAGAGAUGCAUGUGUGUGCGUGUGUGUGUGAAAAUUUCUACACUAAUACACCGACAUCACCCACAUUGCUGCGGUAGCAUUUUCAGCACCAAAAAAACGAAAUGCCACCAGCUUUUUACAAAAUUACACCGUUUUGCAACAUGGGCACCCAAACUACAACUAAAUUCGAUACACACCAAAUAAUUGAAUCAAAUACACACCAAUUUGAGCAGAAAUUUUAUAAAUUUCUGCUUGGAAAUGUGAGAAAUCACAGAGCGAAGUAAAACUUGACCGAGAAUCCACUUGCCUUUGAAAAAACUGCAAACUCACCAACGCCGAGCAUGAGCUCAAAGCUAAGCGUGGCCAUGUGUUAGAGUAGCACCACUACAGUGUAGUAUGGUGAUUUUGCAUACGGCACUCUCAUAUGCUGCCACGUCUUGUCCACAAGCGGGGCCGGUGUGUUGAAUUUAGAGAUGAUAGGCGCAACCGUGACAACACGCUACAUAUUAACAAAUCGAUUGUCACAAUGUUUUAUCCGAAGACACCAUUUUAUGGCAAAGCAUUGCUGCUGGAAAAUGAAGUUCUCAAAGCAAACUCCACAGCAUUAAGCCGAUUGCUGCCAUGGCUUUGUCAGACACCACGAAUUACAACUUAUCGCAUCAACACUCUGCGCAUCAGCGUAGCGGACUACAAGGCCCAACUGCAGGCCAAAUUGAGAUCGCAAUAUGGCCAAAAAGCGCCCAACGUUUAUGGACUAGACGAGCUGCCCGAAAUGUUGUGCAUAGCUCCACUCGAUGUGGCAGCUGAAGAUCUACCAGUGGAUGACCACCUCAAGCAGGUCAUUGUGGACACCAGCUGUGGUGCCGCAUUACUGCGUGGCGCACACAUUUUUGCACCCGGCGUUCUCGCAAUGGAAUCGAACACUCAACUGCAGGAGCUGGUGAAUGUGUAUGCAGAUCUGCCCGGCAAAUGCAAACGGGGCACUGCAACGCGCUACGUGUGCGACGAGAAGAUCUUUUUAGGCGUUGGACAAGUGCAAAUGCAACGCCAUCAAUUGUACAAAAACAACGAGAAGGAAGAGUCGUCUCCCACUGGGAUUGCCGUGCGUAUGCAGCGCAAUAUUAGUGGUGUGCCCACACUGGGCGAUCUGAGCGAUGCGAAUGGGCUGCUUCAGAACCUGCCGUCAAUUGUGUGUGUUCGAGUGUUGGGGCCACAGCCAGGUGAACGCAUACUGGACAUGUGCGCGGCGCCGGGUAACAAGACAACGCAUAUGGCCGAGCUAAUGGGCGAUGUGGGCACCAUUGUGGCGCUGGACAACUCGGCGAAUCGCUUGCGUGCAAUGCAAUCGAAGCUGGCCAACUACAGCUGCAUUGAGACACAUCAAUUUGAUGCCACCAAGGCGUGGCACGCCGCUGGCAAUGGCCCGUCAAGUGGUCCGCCUCCCUUUGCUUCUGACAGCUUUGAUCGCAUUCUGUUGGAUGCACCCUGUAGUGGUCUGGGCAAUCGGCCGCAGCUCUGUUCCAAUGUGAAACAGGCGAAGGUGCUGCAAUCCUAUCCACACAUACAGCGCAACCUAAUGGCACAGGCAGUGCCACUGUUGCGUCCCGGUGGCAUCCUUGUCUACAGCACUUGCACCAUCACCGAGGCGGAAUGUGAGCAACUGGUGGCGUGGACACUGCGCAAAUUCCCCCAGCUGCGACUGAUGGAUGCCACACCCAAGUUGGGUGCACCUGGUCUGCCACUGCACCCUGAACUGAGUGCUGAGCAGUGUGCGCUGCUUCAGCGUUUUGGGCCAAGUGCUGAGAAUCGUGUGCCGAACUUGGAUACAGUCGGAUUUUUCAUAGCAAAGUUUCAGAAGGCAUCAGAACUGCGAUGAUUUAUAUUAUUUAUAACUGAACAAACAUCAAAAUUAAUUUGAUUUGUUUGUUGGCUAAUGAAAAUAAAGUAGAUCCCUUUAAAGUUAACAG